GUUUUCCCACAUGCGAUCAGUCGGUGCUGGGGGCUGUAGCGGGAGCAGAGUGCUAGGACUAUUUCCAUGCAAUGUCGUUGUAGUUACAUGUCUAUUACUAUGUCGAAUGACUGAUUUAUCAUCAAAGCUAGCUUAAAAGACAAAGACUUACUGAAAAAGACGGUUACAUUUUUGCAGGCAUAAUUUCAAAGAAAUGGAUCCCAUAAGGAAGUGGACCCCUAAACAAGUUGUCGAUUGGAUGAGAGGCCUGGACGACAACCUACAGCAGUAUGUCCCGUACUUUGAGCGGGAGAAGAUUGACGGGGAGCAGCUGUUGAAGAUCUCCCACCAGGAUCUGGUAGAGCUGGGGAUGACCAGGAUCGGACACCAGGAACUGGUGCUGGAGGCGGUCGACCUGCUCUGUGCUCUGAACUACGGGGUGGAGACAGACAACCUGAAGACUCUGGUGGGUCGUAUGAGAGCGGCGUCCAACAACCUCCAGAACUCAGCGUCUGAGCGCAGGAAGAAUCCGUCGUACGAGAGGAAAAACUCCAACAAACCCCCCAACGACUUCCUCACUGCCGUGGUGGAGCUCAUCGGAGCCGCCAAGAGUCUGCUGGCCUGGCUGGACAGGACUCCUUUGACAGGGAUCAGUGACUUCACCUCCACUAAGAACCGGAUCAUUCAGCUGUGUCUGGAGCUCACCUCCACUGUUCAGAAGGACUGCACAGUUUAUGAGAUGGAGGAGAAGAUACUACAAGUAUCUGUGGCUCUGAACGUGAUCUGUGAGCAGACAAUGAGGAUGACCUCCGACCCCCAGAAGAGUCAGAUGGCCUGUCUGGAGGAGGUCCACAUCACCAACGUCAGACCUGGAGAAGGACUGGGGAUGUAUAUCAAAUCCACCUACGAUGGGCUUCACGUCAUCACUGGAACCACAGAACAUUCUCCGGCAGACAGAACACACAGGAUCCAUGCUGGAGACGAGGUCAUCCAGGUCAACAAGCAGACAGUGGUGGGCUGGCAGCUGAAGAACCUGGUGGGGAAGCUGAAGGCGGACACCGCAGGUGUUAGUCUGGUGGUGAAGAAGAGGCCCUCGGGUACCUGUAGCUUCACCCCGGCCCCCCUGAAGAACAUGCGCUGGAGGCCCCCCCUGGUGCAGAGUGCCCCCAGUAUGCCCAAGAUCCAGUCUCCAAAACAUGCCCCCUCUGAAGCCCUCAUGAAGAAAGAGAAGCAGACCAAUCUGGACCUGUUUAUCCCUCCUCCCCCCACUGUCCCAUACACCCCACGGGAUGGGAAGCCGAAAGUGAGUGUGAAGGUCCAACUGAGACCAAAGGGUUCUCAGUCUCCUAACUCCUUCCUGGAUGAGGGUAGACGACGCUUCACCAUCGCAGACUAUGACAACAAGAUCAAAGUUUGUCCUCCCACGGAGCCCAACAUCCAACCAGCCCCAGUAGCCCGCCUGAGACAACGGACCUCCACAAGGGGUAAACAGCGGCCCCUGUCCAUGCCUGUAGACUCGUGUUUGGGCAUGUCGGAUUCGUCCUCCAGACCCUGGCCUCAAGGGAGGAAAGGAGAGGACAUCCUCCACAGAUACCUGAGUAACGAGCGGAUCGCCACCAUCUCUGAGGAGGCCCCGUACUUUCCCCUACCCUACAGGCCCCUGGAGGGGCGGUCUGGCCAGCUGAUCCAUGGCGUCGACCACAUUAGGGGCUCCCAGUGCUUCAUCAAUGCUGACCUGCACAACAGCACUACCAUCCCAUACCGGGAGGCAUCAUCCAAAGAUUCCCCAGCUACGACUGUGAUCCCUGCUGCUGCUACUCCCAAACAUCCUCCUUCGGAACCCACUUCAAUCCUGGGGGGCUGGCUAGCCCGCCUUAGGCUGCUGAGUCAUUGACGAGUGCCUCGACCUUGUGGAACGUGUUGCCCCCCUCCCAGUGCCUUUACCUUGCUAUCAUCGAAUAAUGGUCUGGCUUCUCUACUCAGUAUUCUGACUUACACGUACCAAACCUGGAACGUUCUGUUGGAACUUGGAGCGCUAAGCAGCCUUUGGAAGCUCUGACGGAAGGUCUUGCUUCAUUUCAACACCACAUGAUGUAGUGGUGGACCAUUGGGUUGGAUCUCUUGCUACAUUUGAACUGGUUUAGAUUCGAUAUGCUGACAGAUUCUGACAGUGUUCCAUCUUUUGUGGAGGGGGUUAAAGAAAAUGCCAAGUAUAAAUAAGUAUUAUAGAAAACAGUGGAGCUUCUGUUUCUGCUCAUUCUCCUUAUCACGAGAAGGAUUAUAAUUCAGGUUUAGGAAACGUUUGCCUUGCUUCUGUAGGUGAACUCUCCUAUGUGUAAACUGUUAAGUUAUUUCGUUUGUGUCUGUCUAGAGACUUCUUUGUAAAUAUGUUUCAAUCUUUUUCAGAAGUUGAUUUGAUUUCAGUUGGAGGUUGAUAAAGAUACAAUGCCUAUCAUUUCUAUUGGAGCUAGUGUGCUCUCCUCUUCAUAGUGUUCCACGUUAUUAUACGCUGGAAAUAACUGCCAGAGUUGGCCUUUUUUUAAGCUACUGUGUGUAUGAGGAAAACUCUUGAUCCAGUGCUGUAACAACCAGUGUCUGUGUGUGUGUGCGUGCGUGUGUACGUGAGUGUGUGUGUGUGAGUGAGCGUUCAUGCAUAUUUUUGUGAAGUUCAGGUAAAAUUUCAAAACAGUGUAACUACUUUAUCUCACUAACUGGUCCUCAAUAAAGCAGGUGUGACCAUAGAUGUGUUUCAACACGUACAGGGGGUGCUGUUUUGAAGCCACCACACCACCAUCUUGGCAUUCCUCCUCCUUUGUAAAAAAUAUUUAGGAAGAUAUGGAAAUGCGUUUAUUAAUGUCUACAUUUAGUUUUUGACACAUUUAUUAUAUUACAGACACCGUAAUUAAAACGUUUAAAUUAUAUUAUAGAAGCUAAACAUAGAAAUAAAACUUUGAAACAUCUAAAAACAUUGUGUUUUUUUAUACUUAAAUAUAGUGCCUUGGUCCUUGAAACCUUUAAUUGCAAUACUGUAGAAUUCCGCCAAUUCCUAUGGAGGACUGCUCCUACUGGGGAGUGCCAAUAUGGCCGAAUGGUGGCUUCAACACCUCUCAAUAGCCAAUACAUAGAAAACGGUGGGACUCACUGUGAAACCAUAACAUAAUGUCAUGACCAGGAAGACACAGUGCCUUAGCAAGAGUAACCAUACAUACUAAACAUAUGGAAGAGCUGCGAAGCUUGUCUUAAAGGAGGAAAUCAGUGUGGUAAUUCCAAUAAGUGGGUCUCUUUAAUAUAUUUCCGCUCCAUAGGACAAGUUUUUACGCAUAAAUGUCGAGCAACUCACAAGACUUUGCGAGUGCUUUGCAAUAUGAAUACCUCUGUAAUAGUUUCAAAACUAUAAUAAAAACGUGCAAUUCA
Molecule: messenger RNA, 3393 nt
Organism: Salvelinus sp. IW2-2015
Lineage: Eukaryota; Metazoa; Chordata; Actinopteri; Salmoniformes; Salmonidae
Gene: cnksr3
Product: cnksr family member 3
Biological process (GO): regulation of signal transduction
Cellular component (GO): cytoplasm; membrane
Molecular function (GO): protein binding
Source: RefSeq, a predicted model, not a curated record